AUGUUAAGCAAAAAGAUUCUAAAUACUCUACGAAAUCAAUCGAAACAAUAAAACAUCAAGUAACUCGUCAGAACAGCUCAAGUAAACUUCGCUUGUGGUAGUGGAUGUGGAACAAAGAAAAAAGAACUUACCAAAUUUACUGAAUACCAAUAAAAAGAUGUAAUGUGUGGAAUGCCAACCUCCAUCUCUCAACCAACUCUGAGAAAUACCAAGGUGAGAGAAUAGUACUCCGAAUAGUUUGAUAGAACCCCUCACUGUCAAGGAUGUUCAAAGGAAGAUAAUUGGGAGAGAGAUAUCCCACUCAUGACUAUUUAAGAAGCUAUCAGAGAAGCUUACAGAUGUUUAAAGUGUAAUGAUGCACCUUGCCAACAAGGGUGCUCAACCACAAUUGAUAUCAAAUCCUUCAUCUAUAACAUUCAAAAUAAAAACUGGUACGGUGCUGCCAAAGUUAUUCUAUCAGACAACCCUCUAGGACUCACCUGUGGUUAGUUGUGUCCAAUUAGUGAGCUUUGCGCAAGAAACUGUAAUGUCAGCGAAACUGAACAAGGCGCCAUUAAGAUCAACAGAUUGCAAGAGCUAGCUGUGAGAAUCUUCAAAGAGAUGGGCGUAAAGUAAGUUAAAGAUCCAUCAUUACCAAAGUAACUUCCACCUUCCUACAAGAAACCGAUAGCUUUGAUUGGUGCUGGUCCCGCCUCUCUUAGCUGUGCCAGUUUCUUGGGAAGAAUGGGAUACGAAAAUAUUCAUAUUUUUGAGAAAGAAUCAUUUGGAGGUGGUAUUGUAGCACAGGAAAUACCACAAAAUAGAGCUCCAAUCAGUGAAGCUCUCUGGGAAGUCGAGAUGGUCAAGUAACUAGGCGUAAAAAUUCAUUAUAAUAAAAAGCUUGGUACCGAUUUUACUUUAGAAGAUUUGAGAUAGUAAGGAUACGAAGCAAUAUUUUUAGGUAUUGGAUUAUAAGAUCCAAAUAUGGGAAAGAGUGACCCAACUCUACACAAAAGUAUUUAAUAGGCUCAAAAUGCCAAUAAUUUCUUCACAUCCAAGAGGUUCUUGAAGACAGUCAUGAAGGAUGUAAAGAAUGUAGGAGAGAAGGAGGCCCCAAGGCUUAAGGGUCAUGCAUUAAUACUAGGAAUAGGUGAUACUGCUCUAGAUUGUGCUAGAUCAGCUUUUAGAAGAGGUGCAGAGAGAGUUACAGUAGCUUUUAGAAGAGGCUUCUAAGACAUCAGAGCUAAUGAUGAAAUCUUUGAACCAGGUCGUUAUGAAGGUAUCAACUUCUUACCAUACUCUGCCCCUCUUGAGUAUGUACUAGACGCUCAAGGUAAUGUUACUGCUGUAGAAUUUGACAAAAACCUUCCAUAAAAUACAGAUCCAAAUAAUUUAAAAUACAAUAAAACAAACCAGAAGUUCUAAAUGCCAGUUGACUAUGUUAUUUAGUCCUUUGGUUGCUAAUUACCAGAUGAGGAUUGGGUAAAGAGAAUAAAGAAAAGUGACAAUCUUAUUAACCAUCAUUCAGAGACUGGAUAAACAAAGGCUUAUGAUUGGCUUUUCGUUGGAGGAGAUGCUGUUGGAACAAAGAAUUUGGUUGAUGCAGUAAAUGAUGGUAAAACUGCUUCAUGGUAUAUCCACAAACAUAUCUAAGAGUCUAAUGGUCACAAAGUGUCAGAGACACCAAGGUUGCCAGGGUUCCAUACAGCUAUUGAUCUUGUAGAUAUUUCUACAGAAAUCGUUGGAUUGAAAAUGAAGAACCCUUACGGUCUUGCAUCAGCCCCACCAACAACCUCAUAUCCAAUGAUAAGAAGAGCUUUUGAAGUUGGCUUUGAUUUUGCUGUAGUUAAGACAUUCUAGCUGGAGAAAGAUGCCGUUUCAAAUGUCUCACCAAGAAUCUAUAAGGUUGGAACUGAUGCUCUAAAACUAGAGCCAUCAUUUGGAAAUAUAGAGCUUAUUACUGAAAAAACCCCUGAGUAUUGGAUAGAUGGAGCUAAGGAUAUCAAGAAGGACUUUCCAGAAAAGAUCUUGAUUGGUUCAAUUAUGGCUUCUUAUAAUGAGAAGGACUGGAUUGAGCUUACCAAACUUGCUAACACAGCAGGUUUUGAUGCUCUUGAGAUAAACUUAUCAUGUCCUCAUGGCAUGAAUGAAAAAGGUAUGGGAAGAGCAUGUGGUGAGGAUCCAAUAAUUCUUGGUAAUAUCACUAAGUGGGUCACAAGUAAUACUACUUUACCAGUUAUUGUAAAAAUUACUCCAAACUAUGGUAAAUCUGAAGACCUUGCUUAAUCUGCUCUAGAAAACGGUGCCAAAGCUGUCACUCUAACAAAUACAAUGCCAGGACUGAUUGACCCAUUACCAUCUGGAGAACCAUUCUUACCUGUAGGUAGUGCUAAGCAAUACUCAUCAGGUGGUACAACAGGCUCCGUUUUAAGACCUUUCGCAUUAAGGAAAUGUGCCGAUGUUGCAAAAUAUGUUCCAGACAUUGAAAUAUUUGGUAGCGGUGGUAUUAUUAGUGGAGAUCAUGCCAUGUCAUUCCUUCAAUAUGGUGCUAAAGCAUUACAGAUAUGCUCAGCAGUUCAAAACCUCGAUGCUGCUACUGUAUUUUAUGAUUUGAAAACUAGUCUUCAAGCACAUCUCUACAUGCUAUAAGACAAAGAAAAGUAUGCCCAAGGAUGGAGAGGACAAUACCCUCCUCAUGAUUAUUAAAAGUUAAACAACACUUUUUAAGAGAUAUAACCUCAGAUCACUACACCAUACAUUCCAUCAAUAGUGGGAACAAAACUAAAUCAUGUAUCAUUAAUUGAAAAAAUGAGCAAGACUGAGUAUUAAGCACCCGUCAUAAACGAAGAAAAAUGCUUACAAUGUGGAAGAUGCUACCUAGCUUGUUCAGACUCAGGCUAUUAAGCCAUUAAGUUUGAUGGCUAUAAUACUUUCCCUAAGAUAGUUGAAGAGGAUUGCACUGGAUGUGCUAUAUGUCAUGCUGUUUGUCCAGUAGAAAAUGCAAUUCAUAUGAUGCCAAGAACUCUUCCCUACACAGUAAACAGAGGUACAACUCCAAGCCCUACUUUCCCCAAGGAGCAUCUACAAACUUAUCCUCCUUUAAAAUUCUGA
Messenger RNA from Stylonychia lemnae, 3090 nucleotides. Lineage: Eukaryota; Ciliophora; Spirotrichea; Sporadotrichida; Oxytrichidae. The record is from the annotation of a GenBank genome assembly.